Messenger RNA from Hypoxylon fragiforme, 1784 nucleotides. Its product is annotated as nagb/rpia/CoA transferase-like protein. Bases 214 to 1242 code for a protein of 342 amino acids. Gene Ontology annotation, molecular function: translation initiation factor activity; guanyl-nucleotide exchange factor activity. The transcript has 3 exons. The record is from RefSeq and is a predicted model, not a curated record. Gene Ontology annotation, cellular component: eukaryotic translation initiation factor 2B complex. Gene Ontology annotation, biological process: translational initiation. Lineage: Eukaryota; Fungi; Ascomycota; Sordariomycetes; Xylariales; Hypoxylaceae.
CUUAAGUUGAGUUAAUAGCGGAAAAAAAAAAGUUUACGGUUGUAUGAACCUUCUCUAUUGAACUUGGCCGUUCUUUCUCCGGUUGCUAUUUAUUUAUUUAUGUUCUUAAUUGUUUGAAUACCUAGAGUUGAUUCCGUCAUCCUAUUCUACAUUUGUACAAUCACGAGUUCAUACGGAUUACACAUCCCAGCAUCACCACCCCGAGUUGCGAUAAUGACGGGGAUUAUUCAACAUGAGCGCGAGCUCCCCAUUCGCGACAACCCUGACCUUGAGUCUUUCGAUAUCGUUAGUGCCUACAACAAGCUCCUUGCCGACGACCCAGAGCUUACGAUGCCGGUCGCCGCCAUCGAAGCCCUGAUCGAAGCGCUCAGCCAGUCCUCCGCGAAGACCGUCUUUGAGACUAUGGAUCUCAUCAAGACCCAAUCCGCGAAGCUGCGCAAGGCCGUCACCAACCCCAUCGCUCUCACCCACGGCACCGACCUGUUCCAGCAAUACCUCGUCAUGUCGCUCAAACAGCCCGGCCCUGACGGGAAGGAGACUAGUAGUCACGAGAACUUCGAGGUUGUGCGCCAGCACCUGAUGCGCAACGGCCGCCUCUUCGCGCAGAGGGCGAAGCAGGCGCGAGAGCAUAUUGCUUCGGUGGGCAGGGAGUACAUUCUCGACGACUACACCAUCUUGACCCACGGGGGCUCUCGAGUCGUUGGCACGUUGCUGGGUAGGGCCGCCGAAUCAACGCUAGGAGAUUCUCGCCGGAGGUUCAAGGUGAUACACGUCAUAAACGAGGCGCGACGGACCGAAAGCCUUCGAGUGGUGGCUGCGCUGCGCGAAAAGGGGGUCCCGGUUGCAACGAUACCCGAAUCAGCCGUCGCAUACUCCAUGGGAAAGGCCGACAUGGUCAUAGUCGGUGCCGAAGCAGUAACAGCGAACGGUGGUAUCAUUUCUCGAAUGGGCACCUACCAGCUCGCCCUCCUAGCCAAAACCCGCAGGAAGGAGUUCUUCGUAGCAGCCGAACAACACAAAUUCGGCAGGACCUUCCCCGUAGACCAGUUUGACCUCGGCUUCGACCAGGCCAUAAUCAAGUUCCAAGCAGGCGAGUCCGAAGCAGCUGGUAAUGAUGCUAAGCCCUCCAUAGCGGACCCUGUGGACUAUACGCCACCGGAAUUCAUCACAUCCUUCAUCUCGGAUAACGGCGUUCUGACACCAACUGCCGUAGCUAAGCAGAUUAUAGACCUGAUGUACUAAAGUCCAAUCAAGCAUUAUUGCAUAAUGCCAGGUGGUUUACUCGACCGACUUUGGGGGUUCCCCUAUUCCACUUCUUCUUCUCGUACCGCAUUGACGUACAUAGGUACGUAUCGUAGAAGGUAGAUGUGUCUAGAAGACCACACCAACGGCCACGCCGGAAUAUGGCCAUCAGGGGGAACAACUAAUGUGGUCAGGCUCGGGGUGGACCCCGAUGAUAGGUUUCAUCGAACGCAAAUCCACUUAUGGCGUUUUCUUUUCUUCUUUUUUUUUAUGAGAAGGACGAAAAGGCCAUGCUUUAGUUAUGCGAUGCAGGCCAAACAAGCACCCGUGGGGCUUGGAGCAUCCUAAGGACGCCCUAGGUUUUUCAAAGCCUACGAGUUAUCGCUAUCACGAUCAUUCAUGAUGAAACAUCACUGAACGGGUCAUUAUUUUAUUAGACACAUACACAUUGGAUGACCCCUUACAUACCUAACCUAGUUACAUACGCGAAGCAAGGCGCGAGGAAAAAAAAGGCAUCAUAGGCGCAAGUCCGUAUAAAGGGU